Molecule: messenger RNA, 1122 nt
Organism: Spodoptera exigua (beet armyworm)
Lineage: Eukaryota; Metazoa; Arthropoda; Insecta; Lepidoptera; Noctuidae
Source: the annotation of a GenBank genome assembly
AACAUCUUGGUGUUAACAAUGGUCCCGAUUUUGUUUUUGUUGGGGCUGACCUUCGUGGCUGCUGUGCCGAACGGUAUCUUCAUUCCUCGUGGUACCGGCCCUCGGUAUCAACACGUCCAAGAUGGUCUGGGCAGAUUACACUUAGUGGAUCUUUGGCAGCCAGCUACUGACUUCGGCGCCAGAUACAAUCCAGACAGAGACAAUGUUUACCAUCUUUUUACAAGAAAGAACCCGUCAGUGAGUCAGCCAAUUGUACCUGGGAACGAGCCGCUAUUGAAAGCAUACAACUUCAACCCUGCACACAGGACUGCCGUAUUAUUGCACGGAUGGUUCGAUAAUGCCACUGGUAACUUCAACGCAGUUUUGUUGGCUGCUUUCCUGGCGGCAGAAGAUAUGAAUGUCAUCGUGGUAGACUGGAGUGCAGGCGGCAGCAACCCUAACUAUGGGAUAGCCAUUGAAAACACUGUCCUUUCUGGUGCUGCAGUUGCACGUUUCAUUUCUUGGGUAAACAACGUCACUGGAGCCGAUGUUGCGAAGUACCAUAUUGCAGGAUUCAGUUUGGGUGGCCAGCAAGCUGGUAUCGUUGGGAGAAACCUUGGUGGCAAGGCCGGGUAUGUCACUGGCUUGGAUCCUGCAGGCCCUGGUUGGGAUGGAUAUGAGCAUACCUUCAAACCAUCAGAUGGCAUUUAUACUGAAGUCAUCCACACCAACGUAGGAUUUUCAGGUUAUUUGGAACCGCUUGCUCAAGUGGACUUCUAUCCCAACGGUGGGGACAAAAUGCCUGGAUGUUGGUUCAUCCCUUGUAAUCAUGAUAGAUGCUUCUACUACUUUGCAGAAUCCAUACGAAAUGGAGGCUUUACGGGAGUUAAAUGUGAGAGCUACGAACAUGCGCUUGUAGGGGACUGUCAUCUUGAAGAAACAUUACACAUGGGAGGUAUUGAACCGAAGACUGGAUACAACAUACUACGCAGUAUAAAAGAAGUGGCCUUUCACAUCUGUAUUUCUAUGGGAUACAAAAUGUCGGCAAAUGAGCAAACGGAUCACCUGAUGGUACUUCAUGGUAGAAAAUCCGGCGUUUUCUACUUGGAAACCAACGCCGCUUCACCCUUCUCAAGAGGCUAA